Molecule: messenger RNA, 1041 nt
Organism: Tribolium madens (black flour beetle)
Lineage: Eukaryota; Metazoa; Arthropoda; Insecta; Coleoptera; Tenebrionidae
Product: SH3 domain-containing protein C23A1.17-like
Exons: 3
Coding region: 116-970 (284 amino acids)
Source: RefSeq, a predicted model, not a curated record
UAUCAGCAAAAGCUGUAAUUAAAAUCAUCAACGUUUUCCGGUCAACCGUAAAAUUUUUCGUAUAAAAACCGAAUUCAAACCUCCACAAAUCAUCAGUUCAAGUUUUGACAUCAAGAUGAAGUCAAUAGUGAUCUUAACCGUUAUCGCAGUUUUGCUGCCAGCAUUGCAAUCGCGAUCCUUGGUACGACCAUCUCCAAUUAGACCUAGAGUAAAACCAGUUCCAAUUCCUGAAGUCGAAAGUCCAGAAAUUGAAAUUAAUCCAGUACCCAUUAUACCAGGUGUAAAACCCGUCCCACUUCCAGAAGCAGAAACACCAGAAAUCGAAGUUAAUCCUGUACCUAUUGUACCAGGAGUCAAACCUGUCCCACUUCCAGAAGUAGAGACUCCCGAAAUUGAAGUCAAUCCUGUACCUAUUGUACCAGGAGUCAAACCUGUGCCACUUCCAGAAGUAGAGACUCCAGAAAUGGAAGUAAACCCUGUGCCAAUUGUACCCGGAGUAAAACCCGUACCACUUCCUGAAGUCGAAACCCCAGAAUUAGAAGUCGUCCCUGUACCAAUUGUUCCUGGGGUAAAACCUGUACCACUCCCUGACGUUGAUACUCCAGAAAUGGAAAUCAAACCAGUACCAGUUGUACCAGGCGUAAAACCCCUUCCCACUCCAAUUAAACCGGGAGUUAAACCUCUUCCAUUGCCAGUUCAACCAGGAAUUAAACCAGUACCAAUUCCAAUCGAAGUUGACCCAGUACCAAUUGUACCAGGAGUAAAACCCGUACCACUCCCAGAAGUUCAAACCCCAGAAUUAGAAGUAAAUCCUGUACCAAUCGUUCCUGGAGUAAAACCUGUACCACUUCCAGAAAUCGAAACACCAGAAACUGAAGUGCCUGUUGUACCAGGAAUCAACCCCUUGCCGUCUAUUCCGGAAUGUGGCAAAUAUUUGGCUGACUUGAUUGCGAAAUUGAUGAGAUAUUAAGUAGUUGUUUAAAUUUUUAACAAUUAAAAAAAAUGUAAACUUUAAAGUACUUCAUAAAAUUUAGUCGAACA